Messenger RNA from Meleagris gallopavo (turkey), 1802 nucleotides. Lineage: Eukaryota; Metazoa; Chordata; Aves; Galliformes; Phasianidae. The record is from RefSeq and is a predicted model, not a curated record.
AUGCCGGGGAGGUGCAGCCUGAGGAAGGCCAUUGCUCAGAGCUCUUCUCCAGUGCAGAUGGGCGCUUCCCCCCAGUGCCUGGGAGACGUGAGGGCUGUCUACAAGGCCUGGCUGUGCUCCGAGUAUUUCAAUGUGACACAACAACAGUGCCGACACCGGAUCCCAUGCAAGCAAUACUGCCUGGAGGUGCAGACCAGGUGCCCGUUUGUGUUACCGGACAACGACGAGCUGAUCUAUGGAGGCUUGCCUGGCUUCAUCUGCACGGGGCUGCUGGAGAGCCAGCUGCCCGAGGAGGAGGCCAAGUGCUGCGAGGUGCAAUGGGACUCCUGCGACCACCCCCCAGACAGCAGCUCCGACACAUCCCCCAAAUCCACGGCGUCAGAGUCGCUCCAUUACCACCGCCACGACCCCCACCUCCAUCACCAGCGGCAGAACCACUACCAUCUCUACCACCACCACCAGUACCACCACUCCCCGUCCUUGCUGCCGGUCUCCGCGGGGUCUCGCCUGGGCAGCAGCAGGAUCCGGCUGUGCGUGCUGGUUCUGAUGCUCCUCCACACCAUGGUGUCUUUCUCGAGCGUGCACAGCGGCGGCGGGGUCGGCCCAGAGACCCUGCCCUCCUUGGAUGAGAGCGUGGCGCGGGACGAGUGACGCGGAAGGCAGAGCCGACCUCCGAGAGGAAACGCCAGAUCUUUUUCCACGAAAGGGGGCACAUGCUAUUCCUCCAAUGGGAGGCACGGGAUCGGGGGUGACGCACACAGACACACCCCCACACAUACCCCCAAGAGCUGCUCGCCGCGGGGCAUCCCCGUGAUGAAGAGUCUCUAAUGCGCACAGGGCUGCGGGACUCGGCGGUGAGAAGGGUUCAGUCAGCAGCGGCCGGGCGGCUCGGCGUGGGGUGGGAUGGGAUGUGGAGUGGAGGGGGUGGGACCCCUCGGGAGGUGGCCCCAUGGGUACCGCAUGUGCCUUGGGUACCCACCAGCUACGUGCCAGGAGUGUGGAAAUCAGCCUAAUCCCCGUUUCUCCUCUGUCUGUAAAGCCCAGCACCCUGUGGUCCCAAACUGGUGGGAGGGUAUGGAGACAGCAUCUCUCCGCAACCCUCCUCUUCCCGUCCCUGGGGAAAACCCAGCAAGGCAAGGCAGUCCCUACACGGCCUGGCCGGGCUCCUUCUGCUGCUGGUAAUGCUGGUGGGGCUGGAGGAUGCUGUCCUGUGGUGCUGGUGGGGCUGCGCUGUGGUGCUGCUGGGAUUGGUGCCACUCAGCCCGGCGCUCCCUGCUUUGCAACAUGAUGGUUCCAUUUACCAUCUCUUGCUUGCUUUCCCCAUGGGAGAGGCUGCUCUCCGGGAGGCGUUAGGGAGAUGUGGUGAAGCUGAGGGUGUCUUCAGCUUGCAGUGGGAUCAAGGCUGGUAACAAUUGGAUGAAAGGCUUCGGAGGGCAUCCUUCCAUGCUUCGUGGCCACAAAUCAUCUACUGGAUGGCAGAAGGACUGGGUGAAGGGCUGGAGAAAUCUGGCUGGUAGGGAUGGUCUCCCACACACAGCAGAGGCGCUAAUAAGGCCCAGCUGGAGAAGGGAGUUCUCCCAAAAGCUUUUUAUCAAUAGUUGCCCCCAGAUCAGAGAACAUUGAGGAGCCCACCCAGGGCAGCGGCGCUCGCUCAGGCAAGGUGCAGCCUCAGUCAAUGCAGACUUUUUAUACCUGAGUUCAGCGUUUCUGGGCAUUCAGUCCUAAAUAGUCGCCAGGUCCCUCCCUGCCACGAAGCUUCCAAAUUCUCCAUCCACCCACAGGGCUCCGCAGGCAGCACGGAG